GCUGCAAAUGAAACAGAUGUGCUUGCUGUGAAUUUAUGUACUAUCUGGACUUUUUUGUACCAAAGGUGGUAACACUUUCCUUCCUGUGAUUAUUUUUUUUUUUAUAUAGUUUUGUUUUGCACAUAUUUUCCAUAAAGGGAAUGAAAUGGAGAAGUUGAAGAAAUACGUAUCAGUGAAAGAUGAAGAUCAGUUUUAUCAUCAGGGAGCUGUGGAGUUGCUGGUCUUUAACUUUCUGCUUAUUCUUACAAUAUUAACAAUUUGGUUGUUUAAAAACCAUCGAUUCCGCUUUCUGCAUGAAACUGGAGGAGCUAUGCUUUAUGGCCUUGUAAUGGGAUUAAUUAUACGAUACGCAACAAAAGCAUCAGAUGUUGACAGUGGAACUGUUUAUGAAUGUGAAAAGCUGAAAUCUGGGCCAUCCACUCUACUUAUUAAUAUAACUAAUCAGGUGUAUGAAUAUCAAUACAAAAGAGAGAUCAGCCACCACAACGUCAACGGUCACCAGGGCAAUGCAAUGCUUCAAAAGAUGACAUUUGAUCCUUCUAUCUUCUUCAAUAUUUUGCUGCCACCGAUUAUAUUUCAUGCUGGGUAUAGUUUAAAGAAGAGACAUUUUUUUCGUAACUUAGGAUCGAUUUUAACCUACGCCUUUUUGGGAACUGCCAUCUCCUGCAUUGUCAUAGGGUUGAUAAUGUAUGGUUUUGUGAAGGCCAUGCUACACAUUGGCCAGUUAAAAGGAUGGGAGUUCCACUUCACUGACUGUUUAUUUUUUGGAUCGUUGAUGUCUGCCACAGAUCCAGUGACAGUCCUAGCUAUUUUCCAUGAGCUGCAUGUGGAUACAGAUUUGUACACGCUCCUGUUUGGAGAGAGUGUCCUAAAUGAUGCCGUGGCUAUCGUACUGACGUACUCCAUAUCCAUUUACAGUCCUAAGGAGAAUCCUAAUGCGUUUGAUGCUGCUGCUUUCUUCCAGUCAGUGGGAAAUUUCCUAGGGAUCUUUGCUGGAUCAUUUGCCAUGGGAUCCUCUUACGCUGUUGUCACAGCUUUAUUGACAAAAUUUACAAAGCUGUGUGAGUUCCCUAUGUUGGAGACAGGUCUGUUUUUCCUCCUAUCCUGGAGUGCCUUCUUAUCAGCAGAAGCCGCCGGUCUUACAGGUAUUGUUGCAGUCCUUUUCUGUGGAGUUACACAGGCCCAUUAUACCUACAACAAUCUGUCACCAGAUUCCAAAAUGAGAACUAAACAGUUGUUCGAGUUUAUGAAUUUUUUGGCUGAGAAUGUCAUCUUCUGCUACAUGGGACUUGCACUAUUCACGUUUCAAAAUCAUAUCUUCAGUCCUCUUUUUAUCUUUGGUGCAUUUGUGGCAGUUUUUGUAGCAAGAGCUUGCAACAUAUACCCACUUUCUUUCCUUUUGAAUUUGGGUCGAAAACAAAAGAUUCCCAGGAACUUUCAGCACAUGAUGAUGUUUUCAGGUUUACGUGGUGCAAUAGCAUUUGCAUUGGCUAUUCGAGACACAGAAUCCCAACCCAAACAAAUGAUGUUUACAACAGCACUGCUUAUUGUGUUUUUCACAGUCUGGGUAUUUGGUGGGGGCACAACACCAAUGCUGACGUGGCUUCAGAUCAGAGUUGGCAUAGAUCCAGAUGAAGAUCUGAAAGCAGAAGCUGCAAACGAGACUGCAUCUAAUCUGGAUAAAAAUACAACCAAAGCUGAGAGUGCAUGGCUGUUCAGAAUAUGGUAUGGCUUUGAUCACAAAUACCUAAAACCUAUCUUAACCCACGCUGGUCCACCUCUCACAACGACAUUACCUGAAUGGUGUAAUCCUGUUGCCAGGCUUCUGACCAGCCCCAGUGCAUAUGGCGAUCAACUGAAGGAUGAUGGCACAGAUUAUAUCAUAAAUAAUGAUGAACUGACUGAAAACUACGAAUCGUCUGCUCACAUACCAGGGCCAGCACAGGACAGAACAGACUUCACCCAGGCUACAGGCAAGGAAGAUAUUCAUGAAGGAGACCUAGGAUUAGGAGGGUACGAACUCCAGCUUGAACACACUGCGGGUCAACCCCAGAUGAAUUCACUGGCAUGAACAGUGGAAUGUUAAUCACAAGAAAUAAGACUAAAAGAAAGAAAUAAGAGAUACUAUUAGUGAACAACAGGCUAGAAAGUGUACUAAGCACACACACAAAAAAAACCCACAGAAAACGUAGAUUUUACCAACUGUCUGCUCUGCCAGGAAAGAGUUUCCCAUCAUCCAUGUACCUACAACAAUAUGCAGGGUUUCUGACUGCAGCAGUUUUUAAAUAAAAAGAUGUAGGGCACUCUCACUGUAAAUCCAUUACAGUCAUGUUUUGUCUCAGCACUUGACUGUACCAUGCCCCUCACAUGUACACAGGCCUUUGAAUGUUGCUUACAGUCUUUAAUCAGCUGGAAUGCAGAGAAAUAGCUUCUUAAUAUGUUUAUGCUCACGUGACAACAGCAGUUUUUAUACAGCUGUUCCUGAACAGAUCUAUAGAUAGCUACUACUCCAAUAGCCAUUACAUUUAUAAGGAAGAAGGAGGAGAAUAUUUGCCCAAUGAGUAUGGGAUCUAAAAAUACUUAAAACAUGCAUCACAGCACCUCAGUCUUAAUAAGUCAGGCUCACAGUAUAGACUUUUCCUGAGAACCAGCCCAACAUAUGUGCUUUCUAAAUGCACCUUAUAGCCUAGUCUAUAUAGGAGGCUGCCACAAACUGGACAUUGAUGGUAGGAGUCACUGAAGUCUAUGAAACCAGCAACAGAGCCCCUUUUAUUGCUGCACAGAAUGGGCAUGACCAGUGUUUAAACAGCAGUUAUUCCGCAAAGCAUUUGUCAUUACAUCUUUGCAGUACAUGAAGCUUACAUGCUGUGAAAAAUUUUGUUGUUUCACAAGAUCAUUCCAAAUAUAUGCUUUGAUUUAAGGAGUAAAGUGUUUCAUUUUUUAUUGUUCAAGGAAAGCAAGUUGUUUCUAAUCGAAUGUUUCUGCAAAACAGCUAUAUAUUAAGACCAGCUGCUCCAAGGAUAAGUUUUUCCGUCUCUCUAUUUAUGCUGGGCACUCAAUGUCACAUUAGUGAUGAGGACAGUGGUGGCUAGAUAUAAAAAAAAAAAACAAACAAGAGGAGAGUUGAGCUGUGAAAGUACUAAUUGUGUCUGCAUAAACGCAGUAACUGGAUAAACAACUGGUCAGCCAUACAUACAGCUAGCUGCCACAUACUGUUAUCAAGCAUCAGCACAGAUCAACUUUUGCGCAUAUCAGCUAAGUAGUGCAAAUACAUGGAUAGAACCAGGCUUUUGCUAGAGGCACGUGCCUUUUCUCACCACAUGAGUUUCAACUGUGUAUGAUAAUGUUCCUGCUAAGAAAGUUAAACCACAAGGAGUUUUUAAAUAAGGUCAUUCUUAAUAUACAAAGACAACAAGCAAGCAAGAAAUUUGUAAUCUAUAAGAAUAAAAAUCAAGCCAUCACCAUGAAUGAUCAUAAAGCUGAAUAGGUCUUGAUUUCACCACAGAUGGAAGCUGAAAUACAAACUUAAAUAUAAUCAAGUUUCAGUCAUUCUUUUCCAGGCUAAUUAAUUUUUGGUUAAAUGUGACUCUAAACCAGCUGGUUUAAGCAUAAAUUUGAACACUGGUGUUCUAUAUGCUGUUACAAAAUAUCAGAAGCUUAAACUGGCAUCUCAUUUUCCCCUAAACACUAAUCAAAGAACUUCAAAGGAUCUUAAUCCCAAUGUGGUUUAAAACAAAUAAUAUUCAGGCAUGAUAACAAGUUCUGAGGAGAACUAAUGAAUUUCCAGCUCCCUGCUUUGCCUUGUUUAGCUGCAUGAGGUGGGAAAAGAUGCGCAGCAGGUUGCAAGAAGGGAUGGAGAAUGGAUGAAGAGGUAAGGUUUUCUGGCCUGGUACUGUGCACCCUGCAGAAAGAGAUAGCAAAGAUAACAGGAGGCGGGAUAAGCAGGUGGAGACACACUGCAGUGAGGCAAAUAUGUGGCAACACAGUGAGGAGGUAUUACCAUGGACAGGCCCUAACAGUCCUGUUUUCAGUAGGCAGAGUUUCUGAUUUCAAUCUUCAGAAGUACAGAAUGCAUGUCACCAGGCUACAUAACCUCCUUGGGAAGGAAGGAUCCCAGUCCUUCGGUUAUAGUGCAAAUCAAUAAACUGCUGCAGUAUUAAGAUGCAAAGCUGUUUUUCACAACUGCUACAUGAACUGGAAAUGACAAGCUCUUCACCAACAGCUCUGCUCUCAGAUUCCACCCUGAAAUGCAUCCUGCAGUAUACUCUACAUGGGUUUUACUGAUUUAUUUAUUGUGCCUCUGUCCAAAUUUGUCACACUUAUGCAAUGUGAUAAAUGGAGAGCUCUGGGGUUUGAAAUUCUCUUUGUAGUCUGUGUGGUGAGUACACACUGUUCUGCCUUAAUGCGUUAAAGGGCAACUAAGUAAAGAAAGUCAUCUCUUGCAACAGAAGAGUGCAUACUUCACAUCCUCACAGGUCAGAUUUUUGUGAUAAGACUGAAGAGGCCAAAUUGGUGAUCCCAGCAGGAUGGGUAUUUAUCCUCCAGGACCAUGCUCAGCAACCAAAGUAUUAUUAGCUUUUAAGAAAAUUAGUAAUUUCAUGUGCAAGCAAACCCAAAACUUCUACUAAAUAGCAAUAGUCAUCACUAUUAUCCAUUACACUAUUCAGCCUUGCUAUUUCCUAAUUUUAAGAUAUUCCUUUCAUGACAUGCAAAUCAAGAGAGUUAAAACAACAUUAGAACAGAUGAUAUAUUUGUAUUCAAGGAGAAAUUACUGGCAACUAGUAAUUCUGCGCGACUGUUUAAACAGAGUAAUGGAUGUUAAGAGAGGUCUUUAAUGUCAAUUUACAGUUCAUACGCUGGAGAUUUAAACUACUCAGUAUCACACAGCAUUUGACUGAAUGUGCAAGUCACGAUAAAUGAGAAGCUAGUCUUCCUUUUUGAGUUAAUCUAAUAAAACACUGUUCAGAAAAUGAAGUGUAAAAUAUGUUGUCAAAAUGCAGUGCCUGCAUACUCAGAAUAAAGGCCAAAGUGUUAGGAAAGAUGGAAAUCUGCAAUACUGCUAAAGCUUUUAGGUUUCAGAAGUAGUAACUGUAAUUUCAUACUGAACUGCUGAGAUUGUUUGGCUAAGGUUGGAAGCAGCAGAAUGAAUCCUGGCUAUACAGCAGAGACAGUCCAAAGAGGUACUGUACUACAAAUAUCAGGUCACUAUGAUAACUUUCACAGAAAAGCGCAACAUUUAGUAACCUCAACAAAAGUGGGGGUCAUUGGAAGUAAACAUUUUUGUUGCUGUGUUAAAAGUUCAGACUUUUCCAUAGUAACCACAUUAGGGCUAUCUUCAGCAAUGCGAUUAACCCAUUGUGCAUAACUUAAGCCACUAAACUAAUUGCAUUGAAGCCAUAAGAGCAGUUCACACCCUUUCCACCUAGUAACUUAUGUGCCUUGCUGGGCUGAGGAUAGUUGGUAUAAUAGGUCUGCCUUUCCUUUUGAAAGCUGGCCUGUAUUUUGCUAUCAGCCACCAACUAACACUGAGCCUGUAACAUCCCAAUUGCUGUGUAUA
This is a messenger RNA of Chroicocephalus ridibundus (black-headed gull), 5557 nucleotides long. RefSeq names its product solute carrier family 9 member A9 (gene SLC9A9). Gene Ontology annotation, cellular component: recycling endosome; plasma membrane. Lineage: Eukaryota; Metazoa; Chordata; Aves; Charadriiformes; Laridae. Gene Ontology annotation, molecular function: sodium:proton antiporter activity; potassium:proton antiporter activity. The coding region runs from base 146 to 2071 and encodes 641 amino acids. Gene Ontology annotation, biological process: regulation of intracellular pH; proton transmembrane transport; potassium ion transmembrane transport. The transcript is spliced from 16 exons. The record is from RefSeq and is a predicted model, not a curated record.